This is a messenger RNA of Manduca sexta (tobacco hornworm), 1390 nucleotides long. RefSeq names its product calphotin-like. The transcript has 4 exons. The record is from RefSeq and is a predicted model, not a curated record. Lineage: Eukaryota; Metazoa; Arthropoda; Insecta; Lepidoptera; Sphingidae. The coding region runs from base 1 to 1362 and encodes 453 amino acids.
AUGUUCACCAAGGUGGUAUCUUUCCUGUGCGCCCUAGGCAUCGCGUCUGCUGUUCCCUGGCACGGGGCAUCGCUAGGAUACAAAGGAAUAGCAGUCACCGCUGCUCCCCCAUUGGCAUACAGCGCUGCACCCGCGCUGUCGUACAGUGCCGCUCCCGCAGUAGCAGCCGUUACGGCUGCUCCCGCCCUAGCGUACAGUGCCGCUCCUGCAGUCUCGUACAGCGCUGCCCCCGCAGUAGCAGUCACCGCUGCCCCCGCAUUGGCAUACAGCGCUGCCCCCGCAGUAGCAGCCGUUACGGCUGCUCCCGCCCUGGCGUACAGUGCCGCUCCCGCAGUCUCGUACAGCGCUGCCCCCGCAGUAGCAGUCACCGCUGCUCCCGCAUUGGCAUACAGUGCUGCUCCCGCCUACUCCAGCCACGUCUCACACGUCGCGCCCGUCUCAUCUAAGACCUAUGCAGCCGGUCCAGUGGUCAGCAAAACAGUUACUCCAGUUGUGACUGAGACUGUUUCAGCUCCAGUUCACCAAGUAUCUGCCUACCGUGCCGCCCCUGUAGUGUCUGCCUACCAUGCUGCCCCUGUAGUGUCUGCCUACCAAGCUGCCCCUGCCGUGGCAGCAGUUGCCGCUGGCCCGGUUAUCUCGGCUGUCCAAGUUGCACCCGUCGUUUCGGCUUUUGAUGCUGCACCGGUGGUAUCUUUCCUGUGCGCCCUAGGGAUCGCGUCUGCUGUUCCCUGGCACGGGGCAUCGCUAGGAUACAAAGCAGUAGCAGUCACCGCUGCUCCCCCAUUGGCAUACAGCGCUGCACCCGCGCUGUCGUACAGUGCUGCUUCCCGCAAGCUGCUCCCGCAGUCUCGUACAGGGUUGCUUCCCGCAGUAGCAGCCGUUACGGCUGCUCCCGCCCUGGCGUACAGUGCCGCUCCUGCAGUCUCGUACAGCGCUGCCCCCGCAGUAGCAGUCACCGCUGCUCCCGCAUUGGCCUACAGUGCUGCUCCCGCCUACUCCAGCCACGUCUCACACGUCGCGCCCGUCGCGUCUAAGACCUACGCGUCCGGUCCAGUGGUCAGCAAAACAGUUACUCCAGUUGUGACUGAGACUGUUUCAGCUCCAGUUCACCAAGUAUCUGCCUACCGUGCCGCCCCUGUAGUGUCUGCCUACCAUGCUGCCCCUGUAGUGUCUGCCUACCAAGCUGCCCCUGCCGUGGCAGCAGUUUCCGCUAGCCCGGUCAUCUCAGCCGUCCAAGUUGCACCCGUUGUUUCGGCUUUCGAUGCUGCACCGGUUGUUUCAGCCGUCCACCACGCUGAUGUUAUCUCAGCCGUACAUUCGUCGCCUGUUAUGUCGGCCUACCUCCCCGCAUGGAAAAAAUGAGCGUAUUGAUUUUGUUUUAAAUUAAUGA